GUUCUUUACGUGUUUGCUGGUCGCUCUUCCUCUUUGAUCGGUCUGUUUUGGUUUGUGUCGAGAGAGAAAGGAGUCCCUUUUUGGUGUCUUCUUUUUCUUCUUCUUUUACCGAGAACGGGAAUGGAGAAGGGAGGCCAGAGAGUGGAAGCGGAGAGCUCCUCUGCCUCCGCGGGAGUCGUCGUCGUCGUCCAGGAGAGCAGCGACGCCGUGGGCGAGGAAACCGAAGUGGAGCUCGGCGGCCGCGAUGUCGAGGAUGAGGAAGUUGAUGCUGAUGAAGACGAGGAAGCCGGAGCCGAUGGGUUCGUUCCCUCGCCGCUGAUCCCCCUAAAGGAUCAACUGGAGAAAGACAAGGAAGAUGAAAGUCUGAGGAGAUGGAAAGAAAAGCUGCUUGGCUGUGUUGAAGGAGAGUUGGAUGGCCAAACUGAACCUGAAGUUACAUUUCACUCGAUAGGAGUCGUAUCUGAAGGCCAUGUUGAUUCAGUCACAUCCUUACCAGUAGCAGAGAUGCAAAACCGAGUUCUUUUUACUCUGAAGGAGGGAUCUAAAUAUCGCCUCAAGUUGACAUUCAGUGUUAGGCAUAAUAUUGUCUCUGGCCUAACUUACUCGAACACAGUGUGGAAGAGAGGGCUUAAAGUGGAUCAAAAUAAGGGAAUGCUCGGUGCAUUUGCUCCUCAACGUGAUCCACACGAACUCUUGCUGGAAGAAGAGACCACUCCAUUCGGGGUGCUUGCCCGAGGAAUUUACUCGGCAAAACUUAAGUUUGAAGAUGAUGAUAAGAGAUGCUACUUGGAACUCGACUAUUCCUUCGAGAUCAAGAAACGCUGAGUGUGUAUGCAUCCUCUCUUCUAGGAUUAAUCAUUGUGAGGUGCAACUGCAUAAGGAUUUUAUACUGCAAAGUUAACAAGUUUUAUGAGAGCAUCCGUAAGACCUCUUAUAAUUUGUAUGUGGAUCUACACCUGUAUGUUUGUCCAUUUGCCUAUACUUGUAUUAAUUUGUUUGUAUGCUUUA
Messenger RNA from Musa acuminata AAA Group (dessert banana), 1008 nucleotides. RefSeq names its product rho GDP-dissociation inhibitor 1. Gene Ontology annotation, molecular function: protein binding; Rho GDP-dissociation inhibitor activity. NCBI's taxonomy places the organism in Eukaryota, Viridiplantae, Streptophyta, Magnoliopsida, Zingiberales, Musaceae. The transcript has 5 exons. Gene Ontology annotation, biological process: Rho protein signal transduction. The record is from RefSeq and is a predicted model, not a curated record. Gene Ontology annotation, cellular component: cytosol; membrane; cytoplasm. Bases 121 to 825 code for a protein of 234 amino acids.